AUGGGUUUCGGAUCAAGUGGCAGCGUCAUUUCCUUCGGGACGAACAGAUCCAAUCUGAGCAAACUUUCCAAGAGGAGUGCAAGUACUAUGCAUACCAUGGAUGCAUUGAUUAUUUCCCAAGCUACCGCACAGGCUGCUCAAGCAGCAAAGGCAAUCAUCGAUACUGGAGGAUCCGAACUGACAGCGUUGAAGACAGCCAAGGCAGCCGCUGUUGCUGCGCUUAUGCCAGAAUCAGGCGAUAACGACAUGGCUUCUGGAAUUGGUACUUCCUUCCUUCGUCGUCGGAGGCUCAAGCGAAGGGCCGAGGUUGUAGCAUCCAUGGCUCUUGCCUCUGCCAUUACCAGCGAUUGUCCGUCAGGAUCAUGGGACGCGAGUACGUCUCUUCAAGGCUUGAAGUUGAUCAAUGGCCAAUCUACUGAUAAGUUGGGCAUCAAGGAAAGUGCCAGCCUUUCAGAUGACCUUGGAAAAUUGAAGCACAAGAUUGGCAACCAGCUAAAGAUGAUCCCGAGCUUGUCGACCACGUUUUCUGGUUCCGGAGGAUCAGGUAGAUCGGGAGGAUCAGGUGCAACGGGUGCAACAGGAAGCACGGGAGUGUCUAAAACUAGCUCUGGAGAAUCAGGCGAAGCAGCGGAAAUCAAUCUAUCUUCCUCCUCUGCUGAGCAUUCAAUGUCUCGCCAGAUGUCAAACUUCACCAACAGCACGCAAGGGCAGGACACUUACUCAACGAACCCAAACAACGAACUGUUUCCGAGGCGAAAGCAUGGAAAGCACGGAAAAAAGAAGAAGCAUGGGAAACGUAGCAACCGCGGGCACGAUAAGUGUGGACUUUUUCCAACCGAGUCUGGCUGCUUGACCAAUACUUAUGAAGAUGAUGUCACCAUGGGCAGCGAUCUACUGAGUGCCGUUGGUCCAAUGGAUAGCAUGCUAAUCUCCAUCAUUAAUACCCUGAGCUGUGGCGGCCCCAUGUCAGGUGAAAGGCCCCGUGAAAUCCGAGUUCCAACUAACAGCAUUACGAGCAUUGAAGAGGAGGAAGAAUAUGACGAAGAGGAAAUUAUUUUCUCCAGAGAACAGCAGAGAGGCCGUGAAGUGGAACAUGCAAAGAAACAUAGAAUGCUUGACGAUGAACUCUUCAUGACCAUCACUCAAUCUCACACUUCUGCCAGCGCAUCUGUUGGUACCACCGGGGAAGAAAUCUUGCAAGACCUGAUGGCAACCACACCAACUGAAAAACGCAGCAAGAAGCCCCCUUCCAACAAGUGGCAUGGUAUGACCGACGGGUCAACCUACGAACUGACAGUGCCAGCCGCCUCAGAUUCGGUCGGCAGUUUGACCAUGGAUGGUUUGCUGGACGACAAUAAUGAAACUCCGAGAUCUGAAGUCCGAAACCAAAAUACAGGAUAUGGAAACCAAAAUACAGGAUAUGGAAACCAAAAUACAGGAUAUGGAAACCAAAGUCCAGGUGGAUAUGGACGGGAAAAACUAAGCACUCCAAGCCCAAGCUACGGCAGGCGCCAUCACAAACUAUACAAUACACGAUUUGCCCAAGGCUACAACAAGUUAGGAGGCCUCACCCCACCGCACCAUGGCCUUCCUCUCGGGAGUGAUGCACCAGGGAUGUCGCCAGCUCAUGGCAGCAUUGCAAACAGUCCUUUGAUGAAGGCGGGAAUGGGACUCUUCCGAAGAAAGCGAAGAGACGGCAGAUAA
Molecule: messenger RNA, 1704 nt
Organism: Seminavis robusta
Lineage: Eukaryota; Bacillariophyta; Bacillariophyceae; Naviculales; Naviculaceae
Source: the annotation of a GenBank genome assembly